Bombina bombina (fire-bellied toad) is the source of this 1618-nucleotide messenger RNA. It is a transcript of the gene ZBTB47, whose product is annotated as zinc finger and BTB domain containing 47. NCBI's taxonomy places the organism in Eukaryota, Metazoa, Chordata, Amphibia, Anura, Bombinatoridae. The transcript has 2 exons. Gene Ontology annotation, biological process: regulation of transcription by RNA polymerase II. Gene Ontology annotation, molecular function: RNA polymerase II cis-regulatory region sequence-specific DNA binding; protein binding; DNA-binding transcription factor activity, RNA polymerase II-specific. The record is from RefSeq and is a predicted model, not a curated record. Bases 194 to 1618 code for a protein of 474 amino acids. Gene Ontology annotation, cellular component: nucleus.
UCCUCCACCUCCCCCCCGGCCGGGAAUGUAACAUGGCGCUGGCAAAGGAUGCAGAGAAGUGGAGCAUGUAGGACAAUAAAAGACAGCGGCAGCAGCAGUACAGGGGGCAUGCAGACGCGCUACAUGGAGAUUAGUAACACGGUGCAUGCACCUGAAGAUCAGGACUCCUCCACUCUCAUAACCCUGCAGCAAAAUGUUGAUAGUUGAAAAGACAACGGAUUACCCUUCCACAGAGUACUCUCUUGUGGAAGAUGUGGCCCUCCACUUCACAUGUUUGAUGGACAGACUCAAUGAGCAACGCUUGUUUCAACCAGACCUCUGUGAUGUUGACAUUGUGCUGGUCCAGCAAAAAAGCACCUUUCCUGCUCAUAAAGGUGUCCUUGCUGCUUAUAGCCAGUUCUUCCAUUCUCUUUUCACACAGAACAAGCAGCUUCAGAGGGUGGAACUAUCCCUAGAAGCUUUAACAUCUCGAGGCUUUCAACAGAUCCUUAAUUUCAUCUAUACUUCUAAGCUGCUGGUCAAUGGCUGUAAUGUACAGGACGUUUUAAAUGCUGCAGCUGUGUUGCAGAUGAAUGAGAUUGUUACAUCAUGUCAGGACCUUAUACAUAGUAGGUCCUUGAAUCUAUCAUUAGCGAAUGAUAUCUUGGAUGUAGAGGACAAUAGGAAUGAUACAGCUUCUGUGAUGCCUCCACAGUUUUACCGGGAAAUCAAACAGGAAAUGGAUGCACCUUCAACAAAAAUUUAUGCCAGGGAAGGAAAUGAUCCUUACUCAGUUAGAGUAGAGGACAGUAUGACCAAAGGACAUCUCCCUGGUACAGCAUCACCCAAGCAGUAUUUUAAAGAUGAGGAUAGAAGUGGUUCAAGGAUCUGUAAAAUAGAAGGCGCAGAUUCUGAAGAGGACAUUGAAAAUCAGGCCUCUUACAACAGAGAACAGCAGAUUAUUGUAGAGGUCAACUUAAAUAACCAGACACUAAAUGUCUCUAAGGGGACAGACGGUAAGACUCCCUCUGAGGCAGUAACUGUUUUAGAUAGGUCAGAUGGAGAUGAUCGAGACUCAGAAGAAGGAGAUGAGGAAAAUGAGGAGGGAGAAGGUGGUCUUGAGGAAGAGGAUGACUUUAUGGAUAUGUUAGAGGAUGAGGAUGAUAUUAUACAUAGUGAAGAGGAGGACAUGGAAGAGCAACGCGAUGAUGAUGACGAUGAAGAAAAGGACAUUGAUGAUGAAGCUUCAGAGUUGGCCAAAGAUGAAAACUCCCAAGUAGAAGGGGGAAUGUUAACCAGUGAAAAUAAUAACACAAAUAUAACGCAAAAUCAAAAAGGUUUGGGUGGGGGAGGAAAAAAGAGGAAGAAGGGGCAGGAUGGGUUGGGGCAAAAAUCCAAAUUUGAGGAGAAGCAGAACUAUCCUUGCAAAAAGUGUCCUAGAGUUUUCAACAAUAGAUGGUACCUUGAAAAGCACAUGAACGUCACCCACAGUCGCAUGAGGAUUUGUGAUAAAUGUGGGAAGAGAUUUUUAUUGGAAAGUGAACUGAUGCUGCAUCACCAGACAGACUGUGAAAAGAACAUUCAGGUGAGUCUUGGUGUUCUAGAAGCCAACAGACCUUUUGUAAUUGUGCAAACUUGA